Molecule: messenger RNA, 459 nt
Organism: Penicillium maclennaniae
Lineage: Eukaryota; Fungi; Ascomycota; Eurotiomycetes; Eurotiales; Aspergillaceae
Product: ankyrin repeat domain-containing protein
Exons: 2
Coding region: 1-459 (152 amino acids)
Molecular function (GO): protein binding
Source: RefSeq, a predicted model, not a curated record
AUGUCCAAGGAAGACCAACGAGGGGCACGCAAUCGACAGGCCAGCGAAACCAUCUUGGCCUUCCCUCCAUCAGAUACAUCGUUUCUGCUCGAACCGAACCUCCUCUCCCAUAAGCCUACUGGUGAAUUGACCACCAACUCUUGUGAUCGACGGGCCCCCGGUCGAACAUUGUUGCAUGAGGGGGUGAUUCUGGAUGAUGAAGAGAUGAUUUCGGUUUUGCUGGCUCAUGUCGCCGAUGUGAAAGCUCGGGAUAAUGAUGGACGGACGCCUCUUCAUCUGGCUGCGGCCCUAGGACACGAAAGGGCAGGACGCCUAUUGCUUAUGCACGGGGCUGCGGCGACUCUGUUGAUGGUAGAUGGACAUGGAAUGACUGCCAUGCACCUUGCGGUUCAGAAUGGACAAACUAGGAUGGUCAAGGCUUUGCUGGAGUUCGGCGCGGAUGUUAACUUGCGAUUUUGA